Molecule: messenger RNA, 833 nt
Organism: Medioppia subpectinata
Lineage: Eukaryota; Metazoa; Arthropoda; Arachnida; Sarcoptiformes; Oppiidae
Source: the annotation of a GenBank genome assembly
AUACGGCAUAUAAAUACGAUAAUCAAAGACAUUUGGGUUUAGCCAUCAGACAACUGAUGGACACAACAAAUAUCACUCGGAAUGAACUGAUUGUAGUGACCAAAGUGUGGAGCACUUUCCAUACGAGAGAGCGGGCCUUUGAAAACGUGAAGAUGGAGUUACAGGACUUACAGUUUGAUUACUCGGACUUUGGUUUAAUCCACUUUCCCAUAUCAAUCACUCCUCACGAGAGUAAUCCUCGCGAAUACUUCACAUAUUCGGCCAACGGAUCCAUUCAAACCCCUUAUCCGCAGAGAGAUGUCGGCUAUUUGGAGGCGUGGAGAGGCCUGGAAGCGGCUGAACGGCUCGGUCUCGUCAAAUAUAUAGGUCUCGCAAACUUCAACAUUCAUCAAAUUAAAAAGAUUUUAUCGGUGGCUGUCAUCAAACCAGUUGUUGUUCAGGUUGAAUGCCAUCCGCUGUACCGAAACGAUAAGCUGACGAAUUGGAUAAAAGGCCACAACAUGUCUGUCAUGUGUUACUCACCGCUGAGGAAGUGUUCGCCAGAACUGGUGAACAACAAUGUACUGCAAGAAGUGGCCGACAAACACAAGAAGACCGUAUAUCAGGUGUCGUUGCGUUGGAAUAUGCAAAGAGGAAAUAUUGUGAUACCACGAUCUUUCGAUAAGAGCCAUCAAAAGGAGAAUUUGGAUUCACUUAACUUCGCUCUCGAUCAACAAGAUAUGGACAAAAUCAAUGCAAUACCACAAUUGCAAAAGAUUAUAUAUCCGGGAAAUCUGCUGCCUAUAAGUAUGCCCUCACAUCCCGACUAUCCCUUUGGUGAGGACGACGACAAU